CAUAGACAGCAGUGGCCAGAUGGAGCUGUGUUUGUUUUGAAGUAGCUGACUGCUGCUGAAAGCAGGGCAGGCUGUCGGAACUGGUGUGUAUUAAGAGGGGGGGGGGGGGGAGAACAUCACACCCUGUCAAGGCAACAACCAGUAAGCAAACUACUGUUUUUUGCUUGUGAAGACGGAUCUUGAAGCUGUGUAGCUCAAUGUGGAGGCACUCUAUGUAGCUCAAGGUCAGGAACAAGCCAGCAACAACCUCAGGGAAGUGUCCUUUUGGGAACUUUAGACCUGCAGAGGCACGUGGGUAUACGUUUCCGUGUUGUAGGCUUAUGUAAACUUGCACUAUGGAGGACUACAUGACUCUGAAGAGGAUGUGAGGCCUGGACUACAGUAAAUAGUCUCUGCAACAGAGUUCUUCCAGCCUGAUCUUGAGUCAGUCGGAGGGAAUGGGCCCAUCGUCAUUGCAGGAAAGGGAGCCAGGCAAAGAGUCCAAGGAGGAGAUGGAGAGCUACCACUGUCUCCUGCAGGCUGGCUCCCAGCUGGAAAACACUCUGCAGCAGGUGACUGUCCCUCUGAGCAUGAAGGAGGUGGGAGGCUAUAUAGAAAAACAGGUGGCAUAUCUGUCAGGAGGACGUGGGGAAGACUCAAGUGUCAUCAUCACCCUGCCAGAGUGCUCAGCAUUCACUGACAUUCCAGAAGAAGCUUUAGCCAAAGUUUUUACAUACCUCACUCUCAUCCCUCGAACAAGGCAACCAGGAGUCAAAUUCAUCAUUAUUUUAGACCGAAGACUGGAUACGUGGGCAUCUAUUAAAACUGCACUUGCAAGGAUAGCUGCUUCCUUUCCUGGGAACCUCCACCUGGUUCUGGUGCUCCGACCCACCAGCUUCUUCCACCGUACUGUCACAGAUAUUGGCUUCCGCUUCAGCCAAGACGACUUCAUGCUAAAGAUGCCAGUGGUGAUGCUGAGCUCUGUCACAGACCUGCUUCGCUACAUUGAUGAGAACCAGUUGACGUCUGAAUUUGGAGGCACUUUGGACUACUGUCACAGUGACUGGAUUGUUUUACGAACGGCCAUUGAAGGUUUUGCUGUAACAGUCAAAGACAUAGCUCAGAUGCUGCAGGGCUUUGGUACUGAGCUGGCAGAGACUGAACUGCCUGAUGAGGGGAAAGCCAUCGAACAUCUGCUUGAGACUCACACUGAAAAGUACAGAAAACUCAAGGAUGCAAUCCGGUCAGUUUCAAAGGAGGGUCGCCAUCUUCUCUCCAGCCUGGAGACCACUGGGAAAGAGGACGAUUCCCAGUGGGAUGUGAAGCUGGACUGGGAGACAGUCCAGCGGCUUCUUGUCCAGCUCAGAGAUAUGGAGUCAGCCUUUGAUGGCUUCUUUGAGAAGCAUCAUCUCAAACUCCAUCAGUACCUUCAACUGCUCAGAUAUGAGCAAAGUUUUCAGGAGAUGAACUUAUGUCUGGAGCAUCUCAUGAGUCAGGAGAAGGAACUUUCUAUAAAUGUGAAUACAUUGGCUCAAACAGAACAGAUGCUCAAAAAGCUGGACACUCUGGAAUCUAACGCACAGGAGUUGAUGGCUCGAGCCCAGAUCAUCAUCCUCCACGGACACCAGCUAUCAGCUGGUCAUCACUAUGCCAUGGCUCUCAUCAUGCAGCGUUGCAACGAGCUUCGCCACCACUGUGAUACACUCUCUGUUGCUCUCAAGACCAAACACUCGCUUCUUCUGCAAACACACCAGCUGCUGCUUUGUCUUGAGCAGGCCCAAAGUUGGUGUGAUAAUGGUGCAUAUAUGUUGGCCAAUCAGCUAGUAGAUAGGUUCCACAACAAAGAAGGAGCCCAGGCUGCUUUGAAGGACAUUGAAAAGUUCCUGGAAGAGGCGCCCUCACUGCUGAGCUCCGGCUUUGAGAUCUUGGCCAUUGAAUAUGAGGCUGUCAUCACGCCUGAUCUACAGGCCCAGAUUAGGAAAACGUUUGAAAAGCAUGCAGUAAUGCAGCAGAUGAUCCAGAACAGGCAAGCUAGCCUCAGAAAGCUGGCUGAUAAACAUGUGCGACCAAUCCAGCUGGUGGCCCCCAGACCUGAAAACCCACCACGCUCUAAAUCCCCGCUCUUCUCCCCAAAGCAUGGUGAUGGUCUGAAGUUCACAUUUGACAUCUCUCUUCCUGGGAAGAAAGCAUCCCGAAAGAGUCCUAACCCUCGAAAAAUAGAAGUGAUUCAUGACUACCAGGAGAGCCGAAGCUGUGUGUCAUACAGUCUGGAUGGAGAUGACAGCCCGGAUCUCUUGAAGCGUCAUGUGAUGAGGGAACUCAUAGAAACAGAAAGAAUAUAUGUGGAGGAGCUGCUUUCAGUUCUACUGGGUUACAGGGCUGAAAUGGACAACCCAGCUCUGUCGGGGCUUCUGCCCCCAAUUCUUCGCAGUAAGAAAGACAUUCUCUUUGGAAACAUGCCUGAGAUCUACAAUUUUCACAGCAGGGUUUUUCUUCAGGACCUGGAAGGAUGUCUUGAGGCUCCAGAAGGUGUGGGAGUGCGUUUUCUUGAGCAGAAAGAAAAUUUCCAAAUGUAUGAAUGCUACUGUCAGAACAAACCACGCUCGGAUGCAUUGUGGAAGCAGUUCUCAGACUGCAGCUUCUUUCAGGAGUGUCAAAGAAAGCUGGAGCACAAGCUAGGUCUGGAUUCAUACCUGUUAAAACCAGUCCAGCGACUCACCAAAUACCAGCUGCUGCUCAAGGAGCUGCUAAAAUAUAGUGCCAAUAGUGAGGGAACCUCUGAGCUGCAGGGGGCGCUGGCAGCCAUGUUGGACCUGCUCAAAUCAGUCAAUGACUCCAUGCAUCAGAUUGCCAUCACAGGAUAUGAGGGUGACAUCUGUGAGCUUGGCCGUGUGCUGAUGCAGGGUUCUUUUAGCGUGUGGAUUAGCCAUAAGAGAGGUGCCACACGCAUGAAGGAGUUGGCUCGCUUCAAGCCGAUGCAGAGACACCUCUUUUUGUAUGAGAGAGCUCUGCUGUUGUGCAAACGAAGGGAGGAGCACGGAGAUGGCAGCGACAAGACACCCUCAUACAGCUUCAAGCACUGUCUCAAGAUGACUGCUGUGGGGAUAACAGAGAAUGUCAAGGGAGAUGUGAAGAAGUUUGAGAUCUGGUAUAGUGGAAGGGAGGAGGUCUAUGUGGUUCAAGCUCCUACAGUGGAGGUAAAGAUGGCUUGGCUCAAUGAGCUCCGGAGAAUUCUGACCAACCAGCAGAAGCUGCUCAGAGAUGAAGCAUAUCAACAUGGCCAAAUGACUGAACACAUGCAGCUUUCUCCACCACUCACUGAGAGCAAACAGCAGAGGACGUCAGUGAGCUCAGAGGACACUGAGUCAGGGCGAAGCAGUCCAGACCCCCAGCCUCACUCCCCUAAACACCAGCACAAUCGCAGGAGUUGGCCAGGGGCGCAUCACACAGCAGACAUCUGCGAAGGUCUGGAGGAGUGGUCUGGAGGUCGUGACGCCUUUCAACCAUCUGACACAGAGGAGGAGGGUUUGGUACAACUGUCUCCAGGCAGAUACAGGGUUUUUACUGACUGCCCCCAAAAUGGACCAGACAGCAUUACCAUCAAAUGUGGAGAUGUCAUUCAACUACAAUUUGAAGACAACAGGGGACGCUGGCUGGUAAAAAAUCUGAGUCGGCGUCAAGAAGGCUUCAUAGCUGCUGUUAGCCUGCAGCUGAUUAUAGGAGACAGCGGCCGAGAACAGUCCUGCAGGCUGGGAGACCCCGGCAACCUGAAGGUGAGGAAGCUGAGCUCCCCGUAGAGAAGAAAGUGCAGUGUGAAUUUAGUAUUUACCUGCGGAUGAUGAGCAGACAGAAGGAACAGACUAAGUCACAUCUGUCUCAUAACUGAUGCACUAUCAGCAAACCUCUCCUCGCUCCUCUGUGCAUCUGCUUUCCUCAGCACCAUUCAGCUCAUCAAAGAGAAGGAAGUGGAACUCCACAGACAUUUUCUUCUAUAGCUUUCACUGAUGACCUCCUGAAUGAAUGUUUUCAGAUACAAGGUGUUUGCAGGCAUCAGCACAAAGGUGCAGGAGCUGUUUAAGCCCUACAGAACAAUCAACAACAUGCUCCUGGAUCUGGAUCCUACUUGGUCUUCCUCUUUUCUGACUGAUGGUCUUUCCAUCUGGUCCCUUAGGCACUUAAUCUACAAUGCAUACAAUCAGGAUAUAAGUCUGCUGUUGCAGCAGGGGGGUCAUUUCACAAACUAUGCAUUCUGUUCAGGCUUAUACUUGAGGUUACACUAUAUCUUAGUGCUCGGUUGUGUGUUCCUGCUUGUCUCAGUUUGUGCUGGAUGGAUGGGAAACCAGGAUUUUGCCUGAAACAUUUCUUAAAACAGAGACUGUUGUUCAUAUGAUACCAUUUGUAACGAUUAAUGAAUCUCAGAGUUUCAUUUUUGUGUACUUGUUUGACAUUUUCCAUUUUCCUUAAGGCGCCACUCUUCUGUACAGUCUGAGAGUUUAAAUACCAAAAUGUGCCAUGCCAUAAUGCCUUUGUUUUAUUCCAGCUUUUUUUAAGAGUCUGUUGUAUAUACUGUUUGCAAAAUGAAUUAGUCUGUACUUGCUCUGAAUCAACUUACAAAAAAAAAAAAAAAGAAAUCAACAGGCACUUUAAUAAGGUGGAA
Messenger RNA from Melanotaenia boesemani (Boeseman's rainbowfish), 4636 nucleotides. It is a transcript of the gene mcf2a, whose product is annotated as MCF.2 cell line derived transforming sequence a. NCBI's taxonomy places the organism in Eukaryota, Metazoa, Chordata, Actinopteri, Atheriniformes, Melanotaeniidae. Gene Ontology annotation, cellular component: cytoplasm. Gene Ontology annotation, biological process: dendrite development; intracellular signal transduction. Gene Ontology annotation, molecular function: guanyl-nucleotide exchange factor activity; protein binding. The coding region runs from base 438 to 3776 and encodes 1112 amino acids. The transcript has 30 exons. The record is from RefSeq and is a predicted model, not a curated record.